CAAGCUUGCAGUGUUGGUUCGAUGUGGAGGGAGGGAUCAAUGCGGGAGAGGACCACGUAAAAAACAUGGAGCUCGGAGUAUCUCGUUGCGAGCUGUUCAUCCUCUUCAUGAGCCACAAGUACGUCAAGAGUGCAAACUGCAGGAGAGAGUACGUGCGCGCAUGUGAAGCAGGGAAGUACAUCAUCCCGGUGUUUGUUCCGGUCCUCUUCAAAGAAGCAUCAGAUUCGGAGUCAGGCUGGAGGGGCGACAAGGGCAAAGAAUGGUGGAAGUCGAUUGCUGAUGUUGAAGGCAAAGCCGCUGAAGGAAAUAAGGUUGAUUGGAAUCAUCUCAAGCACUUUCCCAAGACUUUCAACCUCUCAGCUGGAGGAGGAACAGAUGAGAUUCAAGUUUUAGGCGUCGAGGAGCUCGUCGCUGCUGUGCAAGCAAGAGUUUACAGGGGAGACACUGUCUUCCAUGAGGAGGCGCAGGAGGAAGGAGAGAAACGGAGACCGAAGAAGGUGCUGGACAGAGCAGACCAUUUCCUGUAUGAGUUUAGACGUCUGGAUCUGAAUGGUGAUGGAGAAUUGAGUGCCGAUGAACUGUUUGAGGGUCUCAGGUUUAGGAUGUCACAGGAUGAGGUGUCGAGGCUCUUCGAUUGCAUGGACGCAAAUGGUGAUGGGAGAAUUUCCAUGGAAGAGUUUAUUGAUGCUAGAAAGAAGAUGAUCGAAGAUACAAUUUUGUGAGGUACUUAAAGUCGAACGUCAAGUC
Guillardia theta CCMP2712 is the source of this 747-nucleotide messenger RNA. RefSeq lists its product as hypothetical. Gene Ontology annotation, molecular function: calcium ion binding. The record is from RefSeq and is a predicted model, not a curated record. Lineage: Eukaryota; Cryptophyceae; Pyrenomonadales; Geminigeraceae. The transcript has 4 exons. Bases 66 to 722 code for a protein of 218 amino acids.